CAGAUCCAGCCAUUUGCAGAGAACUCAGCCUAGGGCGGAAGUCGCCGUGUCGGGUCUGGUCAGCAAUGGCGGUCAUGGCGGCCGUCCAGCGUGCUGCAGGGGCCCGUGCCAGCACUGCGUGUGGCAUCCAAUCAGUGCGGGCCAAUGGCGCUUCAGCGACAAGCACACGGGCUAUUGCCCCAGUGUCACGCAAGGGAGCGGUGUUGGGACGCGGCCAGCCCUGCGCCUCUGCUCUGGGCAGCCGCAAGAGCCUGGCAGGGGAGGCCAUCCCGCAGGUGGCAGCGGCGGCUGUGCCGCGGCUGCCGGCUCUGCGUAGGCGCGCAGGGGCAGGGAUCCGCGCUGAGGCGGCUGCGGCAGCUACUCCUGCUGGCGGGCCGGCCAGCACGCCCCCUGCCAAGUGGGAGGGCGCCAAGAUGCAGCCGCUGGCCAUCUCUGUGGCGGUGGGGGUGAUCACGUGGUUCCUGCCUGCGCCGGCGGGGGUGCCGCGCAACGCGUGGCAGCUGCUGGCCAUCUUCCUGGGGACCGUUGUCGCCAUUAUCACGCAGCCGCUGCCGCUGGGCGCCGUGGCGCUCAUCGGGCUGGGCGUCAGCAUCCUGACGCGCACGCUCACUUUUGCGGCCGCCUUCAGUGCGUUUGGCAAUGAGAUCCCGUGGCUCAUCGCGCUCGCCUUCUUCUUUGCCAAGGGCUUCAUCAAGACGGGCCUGGGCAACCGCGUGGCGUACCAGUUUGUGAAGCUGUUUGGCUCCACCACGCUGGGCCUCAGCUACUCCCUGGUCUUUGCGGAGGCGCUCCUGGCGCCGGCCAUCCCGUCGGUCAGCGCGCGCGCGGGCGGCAUCUUCUUGCCGCUGGUGAAGGCCAUGUGCAUUGCGUGCGGCAGCAAGGUGGGCGACGGCAGCGAGCGCCGCCUGGGCGCGUACCUCAUGACCACCUGCUUCCAGACGUCCGUCAUCAGCUCCGCCAUGUUCCUCACCGCCAUGGCCGCCAACCCGCUGUCCGUCAACCUCACCGCGUCCGUCAUCGGGCAGACCAUCAGCUGGACCACGUGGGCGAGCGCCGCCAUCGUGCCGGGCCUGCUCAGCCUGCUACUGGUGCCGGCCAUCCUGUUCUGGGUGUACCCGCCCGAGGUCAAGGAGAGCCCCGACGCGCCGCUGCUGGCGGCGGAGAACCUGGAGAAGAUGGGGCCCAUGAAGCAGAACGAGCAGAUCAUGGCGGGGACGCUGCUCGUCACGGUGUUGCUGUGGAUCUUUGGCGCUGCGAUCAAGGUGGACGCGGUGACGGCGGCCAUCAUUGGGCUGACUGCGCUGCUGACCACCGGCGUGGUCACGUGGAAGGAGUGCCUCGCGGAGGGCACCGCGUGGGACACCCUCGUCUGGUUCGCUGCGCUGAUUGCCAUGGCGGGCUACCUCAACAAGUACGGCCUCAUCGCCUGGUUCUCCAACACCGUCGUCAAGGUGGUGGGUGGGAUGGGCUUGGCGUGGCAGCCCGCGUUCCUGAUCCUCACCCUGCUCUACUUCUACUCGCACUACUUCUUUGCCAGCGGCGCCGCGCACAUCGGUGCCAUGUUCACCGCCUUCCUCUCGGUGGCCACCGCGCUGGGCGCCCCCCCCAUGGUGGCGGCGCUCGUGCUGGCGUUCACGAGCAACCUGAUGGGCGGCCUCACGCACUACGGCAUCGGCAGCGCGCCCGUGUUCUACGGCGCGGGCUACGUGGACCUGGGCACGUGGUGGAAGCUGGGCUUCCUGUGCAGCGUGGUCAACCUGGUUGUCUGGCUCGGCGUGGGCGGCGUCUGGUGGAAGGUGCUCGGCAUCUGGUAGCCAGCGCGCGCAGCAGCGGGCGGGGGUGGCGAGGGGGGGUGGGGGAGGAGCCGUUCUGUACAGCACUCCGCAGGUGAAGCGUGACAGUAGUAGGGUCCAUUGAUUCAUGGUGUUGCAUGAGGUGCAGGUGGUACAAUGCAUCCGGGCGUCUCCGUGUCAAGGGGUGCCCGCCGGAGGGGUGAAACCCGUGGUGACGGAUGAAGUGGGUGCAUAUGUGUUGGUGCUAGCUUCGCAGUGUUGGUGGAAGGAAGGUCUUCAGAUGAAGGUCGCAAUAGAACGUUUCGGACCACGCAGAAGCGAUACCUUUAGCCUGACUGGCACGGUAAUAAAAUCAGCUCCAGGAGAAGUUAUUAGUCGCAGGUCUGGCAAAACGUUUCUCAGUUGCUAAGAGCUGGCUUCUUCGGUGCAGCUGCCGAUGAUCGAAACGGCACUUUGCAGCUGAGCUCAGUCGCGCCAAAUUGUCGAUCGUACAGAAUCAGCCUGCCUGACCACUUGCACUC
This is a messenger RNA of Klebsormidium nitens, 2314 nucleotides long. Lineage: Eukaryota; Viridiplantae; Streptophyta; Klebsormidiophyceae; Klebsormidiales; Klebsormidiaceae. The record is from the annotation of a GenBank genome assembly.